UCAGUGUACCUGCACAAUAGUAUUUCUCAGAAUGGCAGGCCGUUUCAAGAUAGACCAUAUUGACCACAUUGUAAUCACAGUCAAAGAUUCUAUCAAAACAUGUGAAUUUUACUCAGAAGUGCUUGGAAUGGAAGUAAACACUUUCAAGGGCAAUAGAAAAGCUUUAAAAUUUGGAAACCAGAAGAUAAACAUUCACGAACAUGGUAAAGAGUUUGAGCCUAAAGCGCAUGCUCCUACCCCUGGCUCUGCAGAUGUUUGUUUCAUCACACAACAAAGUUUAGACCUUGUAAUUGAACACUUGAAGAGUUUCAAUGUGGAUAUUGUAGAAGGACCUGUUGAACGGACGGGUUCCCAGGGACCAAUAAAGUCUGUAUACAUUAGAGACCCGGACAACAACUUGAUUGAACUGUCCAAUUAUUUGUAAACAAUUCUAGGUACAUCGAGAAAAAUGCUACAUUAGAAUAAAACCACAUGCAAAAAUAUGUAUGUUAAUUAAGUGUUAUAAUUGACCAUAAUAUUCCAUAAUUCAACAAAGAAUCAUUAUUGUCAGUUCACGAUAUGUAAAUAUGUAAAACAAUGUAU
Messenger RNA from Mytilus californianus (California mussel), 582 nucleotides. RefSeq names its product glyoxalase domain-containing protein 5-like. The transcript has 4 exons. Gene Ontology annotation, molecular function: metal ion binding; lactoylglutathione lyase activity. The record is from RefSeq and is a predicted model, not a curated record. The coding region runs from base 32 to 424 and encodes 130 amino acids. Lineage: Eukaryota; Metazoa; Mollusca; Bivalvia; Mytilida; Mytilidae.